Molecule: messenger RNA, 1076 nt
Organism: Setaria italica (foxtail millet)
Lineage: Eukaryota; Viridiplantae; Streptophyta; Magnoliopsida; Poales; Poaceae
Product: coiled-coil domain-containing protein 115
Exons: 7
Coding region: 163-843 (226 amino acids)
Biological process (GO): vacuolar proton-transporting V-type ATPase complex assembly
Cellular component (GO): extrinsic component of endoplasmic reticulum membrane
Source: RefSeq, a predicted model, not a curated record
UCCGGCGCACAGACCGUCGCGGCGCCGCCCCGCCAGGCGCCCGCCCCCCCCUCCCCUCCCCGGCUCCCCGCCCGGCACCCCCAGCACUGCCUGCUGCCCCCGGCCGGCCGGCCCCCCACCGCGACUCCGCGAGGAAUUUGCAAAGCGGGAUCCAGGGAUCGGAUGGCGGCGGUGGCGGAGGAGCCGCAGCUCCUGGGAUCCGCCCCUGGGGUGGAAGACGCGGGAGAGAUCGACGGCGUGGUGGGGGAGCAAGGGCGGCCGCAAGGCGACGGCGACGACGAGAUCCUGCGAUUCAUGGACUCAGUGGAUGGUUACCUCUUCCUCAUGGACUCCCUCUACUUCGCUCUUCGUCAGGGGUGGCUCGAUCUGGCAAGUGCUCGCCAUUCUAUGGGCCCAUCACGUGUUUCAAGUACACUGUUUGAUCAUAAAGAACAGUCUGCUGCCACUAAGCUGCAAGUUGUUGAUCAUGCUGGCCUGAAACCAUCAGAGUCAAAACCACACUUUGCCUUAUCGAAGUGGUGUUUGAAAGAAGAAUGUCAUUCCACCUAUGAUGUCGGUGAGCAAGCUAGUACUGAGCCAAAGUUGAGGCAUCGAGGAUCAGCUACUACCCCAGAAGAUGGAAACCCUGAAAGUGAUGCAACCACAGCAGAUUCGGCUACUGAUGCUGGCACUAGCAAUCAUGUUCAAAGAGCGAGAUCAAAAGCAUUGUCAGUCUUUGGAGCACUGGUGUCUCCAAAACUACGAACAGCCCAAAUUUCAUUUGAGACAGCCCUUGAAUUGAUUGUAGAGCUAGCAAAUUCAAGGUCGAAUAUGCUAGCAAGUUUCUCCCAGUUAAAAGAGUGAAGCUUGGCUUUUGUUUUGAGGUUUUGUAUACCAGACAUCUAUUCAAUACUCAUGGGAUUGGGGCAACUGUAAACUCAGUCUGGAAUCCAGUAUAUUUUCAAGGAAGCAUGAAUAUUUGUUGUGUAGCUCAUUAGCGGUAACCUAGAUAAACAUUGUGGUCCGCGUGUCCAUAUCUUGCUUUUGUGAAGCUUAUUAGCUGUAACGCAAGACAAACAGUGUGGACCGCGCUUCCA